This is a messenger RNA of Formica exsecta, 1455 nucleotides long. Its product is annotated as cytochrome c oxidase subunit 6B2-like. Gene Ontology annotation, molecular function: 5'-3' exonuclease activity; 3'-5' exonuclease activity. Bases 188 to 1033 code for a protein of 281 amino acids. Lineage: Eukaryota; Metazoa; Arthropoda; Insecta; Hymenoptera; Formicidae. The record is from RefSeq and is a predicted model, not a curated record. Gene Ontology annotation, cellular component: respiratory chain complex IV; mitochondrion. The transcript has 2 exons.
CUCUGCGUUUGCAGCCACAUUCAUGGCGGAUCGAGCUGGACGAGGGAUCUCUCGUCAGGUGCAUGACGUAACGAAAUCGUCGUCUGGCGCGGUGUUUCUUAGUGGCCAUUUUGUUUCCAACCGCACGACUGAUUAAGUUUCUAUCCUUAUAGGUGUCCGUCCUUCAGUCCUUUGGCCCGGCAUCGUGAUGGAGUCAAAGCGGUACGAACGCAGCGCCAGGUCGAAUACCGAAUCGCCACCUGCUCCGCCCUCGCCUCCUAUGUAUAGCACAAGUUACAGCACGACACACGACAACCACAAGAGCAGAGUCGGCUCGCGGCGUUCACCCUCGCCAAGCAUCGAUCAUCAUCGGAGCAGUAGAUCCUCGCGGAACAGCUCGCCGCUCCCGGAACGACGUAAGCGUCGUCGAAGCGGUUCCAGAUCGUCCCCGGUACGCUCCCAUAGACGAUCCAGAUCCAGCGACAAGGACCGCGAUCGCGACAGAGAUAGGUCGCGCAAAUAUUCCAGGAGAGACAGAUCGCGGUCGAGGUCGCGCGGCAGAUCUCGCUCGAGGGACAAAAGACGAAGCCGCAGUCGUAAUCGCAGCAGGGAUAGACACAGAUACAGGGAGAGCCGCAGGCAUCACACGAAUAGGGCACCCUCGUACGAAUCGGACGCUUUGGAGGAACACGGAGAGGGGGCGGGGGGGACGGUGUUGCAUCAAACGGCGACUGUUGUUCCGCCACCGAACGCCUUCAAGAACGACGGUAGUUUUAUGGAGAUGUUCAAGAAGAUGCAGGAACAAAUGCAGCCUGCAGCACAGAAACCUACCACUUCCUCUGUGCUAGAGGAGAAACCUGUAGUACCUCCACCAUUGAUGGUGGGCAAGAGAAGAGGUGGCAGGAUUUUAAAGACCGGCAUGGUGGCGAAACCAAAGACAGAACAGACGGUGGAGCAGCCGAAGGACGCGUGGUCGUUGUACAUGGCGGAGGUGAAAAAAUAUCGGGAGGUUUGCUGCCAGGAGGAGGAUAACACGCGACCGUUAGUUAAAUAACUUGGACAUUUCGCGUCGUCCCUUCUCUUUAUACACAUACUUGGCUCAUUAACUUUCUUCUAUAAGACAGCUAUAGUUUUAUCCUUAAGAAAAUCGUGGAACAAAUAUCGCUUCUGGAGGUAUCUUUUGUUUCGUUUCACCGCGAGCUUCAUAUUCAUCCAAGUUCAGCGUCAUGAGAUUUCUCUAUAAGGAUUUCUGAAACAGAAAAUAUAUGACGGUGAAGGGAAAAGUGGCCGAGAGAAGCGAACUCAUUUGUGAUAUAGUGUCGCGCGUGCUUUGAGAGACGAAUGGACGAGAGCGAGAGAGAAACAUAGAAUUUACCCUUACUGACGAAAAGAGGAUAGAAAGAGGAAGAGAGGAGUCAAAAUACAAUCCGCGAGAGAGUCUGUGCUAAGAUUUAGAGAUUAAAUAAUUUAUGACUU